UAUGCAGCAUUGGAUAUACGGGGAGGAAGCGUUUGAACUGGGUGCAUCAUCUGGAAAGAUGACCUCAUGGAUCUGCGGUAUGUAGAUGGAGGACAAACCCUCUAUCUAAGAUCUGCCAAGUUUGAAUUAGCUGUAACAGCUGAAGCGCAGCACCCACAGUUUCCAGCUCCGUUGGUUAUUGGUGCAUCCAUAGCCUCCCUCGUUGUGGUUCUCCUUGUUCUUUGUAUGUUCACUAUGGUGAUCAGGAGACGUCAGUCGUUACCAGGACUAUCACUAUCCGGCACGGGAGAUGCACUUGAUCGUUCUACUAUAAGAGAGGCUACAAGAAAUUUCUCUGAAGCAAAUGUCAUUGGCGAAGGUGGAUAUAGUGUAGUCUACAGGGGGCAGCUACGCGAUGGUACAAUGGUUGCUGUGAAGAGGCUCAAAAAGUAUUAUCUUACUGAUAAGGGCAAGGAAGAUUUCUCAAGGGAAGUGGGAGUGAUGUCAACACUCAGGCAUGUCAAUCUUGCUAAGCUCCUCUACUAUUGCCGGGAAGAAGAUGAGUGGAUACUAGUCUACGAACUGAUGGAGAACAGAAGUUUGAAUCUUUACAUAUUUGGGGAAGAAAACGGAUUUCGUUCCUCACUGAAUUGGGCGCAAAGACUGGAAAUAAUUGGUGGGGUCGCUGUAGGUGUUGAAUUCCUUCACAGCAAGGGAGUCAUCCACAGGGAUCUAAAUCCUGGCAAUAUACUUGUCAGUGACACGUGGCAUCCCAAGAUAACGGACUUUGCCACCAUGAAGCUGUUUAUUGACGAGAAGACAAAUCCGGCAUUAGUACUGAUGCCGGGAUAUCUCGCUCCAGAGUAUUCAGGGGAAUGGGCCUUGACGUACAAGUGUGAUGUAUAUAGCUUCGGAGUCGUCUUGCUUGAGAUAGUCAGUGGCAGAAAGAGAACAGACACGCCAACGCUCCUUCUUCAGGCCUGGGAACUGUGGGAUCAGCGUAGGAUCAGGGAGCUUCUUGAUCCGGAAGUGGCUGAACCUGAAGGCGACCUCUUGUCACGGCUAGUCAGGUGCAUCCAGAUUGGCCUUCUCUGCGUGCAGCGUUUGCCCGAGGACAGACCUACAGUGACUGAGGUUGUGGAAUUGCUAACCAACACCAGCUCACAGCUCCUGACGCCACAGAGACCCACACAACUAUUCUCAAUCGACACACCCGGACUGAGCCGGACCAUUCGAUCUGACCAGCAUCUCCCACGGGGAUCUCAGUGAAUGCAGCUAAUAAUUUGUUAUCUGUAUGUGUGUCGCCUUGGUUUUUCCUAUUCCUUUCCGUAUCUGUGUCCAAAUUACGACAGGAUCGACUGAACUUCUGUUACUAGGAUGCUUAACACACUAUGCAGAUGGGAGAUGGCGUCUGAGUACAUACAUGCCCAACUUUGCUCAACAAGCGUGAUGUGGGGAGUGUUUUCUAUAUCACCUUCGUAUAUACAUCUGUCAAAAGUUUACUUCCUUAUUUUAGAGAGGAGGUCAGAGUAGGCCGAGUAUUCAGAGCUGAGUCCAGUUCUCUGGAUGUCACAGCCUGUAAUUUCUCUGACUUUCCUUGAAGUGGUGCCGAGCAGAGUGAAGAUGGUAAAUCUUGUGUGCCCUCCCUUAGCUUGCAUAUUCGUCAGGGGCUAUGACCUAUGGUUCACAGGCUAAGUUUUUGGACCGUCCGAGAUCAGUAGCAGCAAAUAUAACAUGGAGGCCAACCAACUGGACAAGUAACAUGACAGUUUUGCAUUGUUGCACAAUUUCCACCGAUCUUCCCAAAACAAGUCGUCAAGGCCAUAGCCUCUUCAACAAUCUCUCCUUACCGUGGCUAUUUCGUUCAUGGAAGUUAUGGUAGCGUGCUUCCGAACUCAGGUUACCACAAAGUUAUUGCGGUGAAACGGGAGUUUAUAUUCCAUAGUUUGACGGAUUACAGUCAGCUAAUACAAGGUGGUCCAUCUCGUAUCCAACAUUUAACGGCGCUUCCGAACUCUGGUGUCGGAGAAGGAAAAAAAUUGAGAAAAGAAUGCAAGUGGUGCUUAUGGUGGGUGACGGCCGUAAGGCCACUCCCUCUAUUCAAAACAUACGGUGUGAUACUUUUUACAAAAGUCAAACUUUAAUAUGUUUGAUAAUUUACAAAAACAA
Molecule: messenger RNA, 2148 nt
Organism: Aegilops tauschii subsp. strangulata
Lineage: Eukaryota; Viridiplantae; Streptophyta; Magnoliopsida; Poales; Poaceae
Product: cysteine-rich receptor-like protein kinase 4
Biological process (GO): protein phosphorylation
Molecular function (GO): ATP binding; protein kinase activity
Source: RefSeq, a predicted model, not a curated record